UAGAGCAAAACAUCAACUAAAAUUAGUGGUAUUUUACACGAGUUUAAGAAAAAAAAAAUUUGGACUAUUGUGGACGGUGGGAGUAUAUUGCAAAGCUCCACGCCUCCACCGCAGUCCGGCGGAGCCGCUGCCUCGAUCGUCGCAACGCUGUAGCUGUCUCGACGUUUCGUAGCAGUAGAUGAAGAAUCAAACAAAAAUUCAGAACCUUAAAUCCAUCAGAAAACAACACACAGCACCCGAAAUGUUUGAAGAUGCCCGCCUCAUAUUACCAUGGGCACCACAUGCUCGACGAAAUGCCAAACCGACCAAACGCCUCUGUUCACCCUAUCAUGCUCGAUCUCAUGAUGCAGGCUGACAUAUCUUUCUCAAGCAAAGUGAAAUGAAAGAUCAAAAUAAUACAGUAAUGGAAAAGAUAUGGAAUAGCUUGCUUGUGGAGAAACUGAGUGAGAAAGGGACUAACUUUACAGCAUUUUUAAUUUAUCUCUUGGAACUCUACCCAAAACCAUAUAUGUUACUCCUCGAGAGAAUUCAGCACUGAAUCAGAGAGUGAAAAUGAGUGAUCAAGAAAGCUUACGUGAUGGUCUGUUUAAACUCACCAUGCAACAGAAGUGGGAAGAAGUGGCGAAGAUAUACAAGGAAAACAGAAAUGCUCACACUCUUAAGCUCACCAAAUUAGAGGACACAGCUUUCCAUAUAGCCAUCUCCUGUUACAAUCCGAAAAGCCCCAACUACGCCCAUGAAAGAUGCACCAAGGAAAUGUUCACCUUCAUGAAGGAAUGCGGAUCAGUAUCCGAGCUGGUGAGGAUGCAUAAUGUGAAAGGAGACACCCCUCUCCAUCUUGCAGCUGCAGCUGGAUGGGAGGCCAUCUGCAGACAAAUAGCUUUAGUGGAUACAAAGCUCAUCGAUAUCCGCAACAGUCAUGGUGAGACUCCUUUGUUCGUUUCAGCUCUGCACGGCAACCUUCAGACGUUUAUCUCUCUCCAUGGCAUCUACAACCAUGGCAAGGAUAAGGGUGAUGAGUCUCUCUGUCGGAGGAAAGAUGGAAAUACUGUCCUGCAUUCUGCGAUUUCUGGGGAAUACUUCAGAUUAGCUUACUUUAUAUUGGAGCACUACAAGAAUCUGCUCAAUUAUGUUAAUGUUGAUGGAGAAACUCCUCUUCAUGUCUUGGCCAGAAAGCCUAACUUGUUCAAAAGCAGCUCACAGCUUGGAUUCUAUGAAUCAAUUAUCUACCAUUUUGUAUUUGUUGAUAAUCUGAAGAACCAACAAAUACAUAAUCCAAAGGACACCCAGAUUGAUGACUCAAGUGAAGAGAAUUUCCCAGAAAAUUACCAGACAUGUAUGAGAAUCUUCCGUCUAUUAUGGGAUCCAAUUUCCAAGAGCUAUAAAGCUGGCUGUUUAAGAUCCGAGAAAGAAAAAACGGAUCCAGAAGAUCCACCGUAUAUGGAGCAUGGAGUUCCAAUACAUGAGAGUUUCUUAGGUGGUUGUUCAAGAUCCAAGAUAAAAAUUCCCCCUUCUACUAAUGAAACCAAAGUUUAUGAUUCCUAUCCUCCCAAUUACACUACUUGCAUUUCGAUUUUCAAAUUUGCUACGAUGGUCAUCCUAACAAUUCUUGGAGUUGGAUUCUUGAAGAUAAGAAAGAUUCAUGACAAGAGAGUUCGACACUCUCAUGCGAUGCAGAUCAUGGACAAAAUGAUCGAGAUUGAACCAAGUUACAAAUACGACAACAAUGGCCAGCGCCCAAGCCAUCUCCCAGAAGCAUUCGGUAACAUCCCCGAUAUCCCUCCCAAUGCUGAAGAACCCCAAACUACAGAAUCCAACAGCCCAACCAUCAGUUCCUCAGCUAAAGAUCAGCAGCAAAACAAUGGUAGUAAUGAUAAGAAAGAUCAAAACCAGUCAGGAGACGAGAAGUCUAAAAGUGUAGUGAAGGACACCCCACUGUUAGUAGCAGCUAAAAUGGGAAUCCCAGAAAUGGUGAAGAAGAUACUUAGCGCAGUGCCCGUAGCCAUCCAAGAUCAAGACUCGGAAGGGAAGAAUGUGCUGAUGGUGGCAGCAGAGCACAGGCAAACCAGUGUUUUUGAUUUUUUGCUGCAGAAAAAGCUCCCAGAUUAUGUGUUUCAUCAUUUUGAUAAUGAAGGAAACAACAUACUUCACCUCGCAGCAAAGCUCGGAGAGAAGCAGCCAUGGCGCAUUCCCGGUGCUGCUCUGCAGAUGCAAUGGGAAAUCAAAUGGUACAAGUAUGUGAAGAGCUCAGCUCCAGCACAGUGUUACAAUCACCCCAACACAAAGGGUGAGACUCCAGCCCAGAUUUUCACACAAACACACGAGAAUUUAGUCAAGACAGGAAACGACUGGCUGGUAAAAACCUCGGAAUCCUGCUCCGUCGUGGCGGCUCUCAUCGCCACGGUCGCAUUCGCCACCUCUGCCACAGUCCCCGGCGGGCUUGACCAAAACCAAGGCUUCCCUAUUAUGAGAGACCGCAGAGCCUUCGAUGUCUUCUCCAUAGCUUCACUGAUCGCGCUCUGCCUUUCCAUCACAGCGCUCGUUUUCUUCCUCGCAAUCAUCACUUCCCGAUUCGAAGAGCGCGAUUUCAAGCAAGACCUGCCGAGGAAGCUGCUGAUGGGGAUGAGCUGUCUGUUCUCGGGCAUAGCGGCGAUGCUGCUGUCGUUCUGCGCGGGGCAUACUUUUAUACUGAGGGAGAAGCUGAGGAUAGUGGCGAUGCCUAUAUACGCAGUGGCGAUGUUUCCGGUCGUGCUCUUCGCCAUCGGGGAGUUGCCUUUAUACUUUGAUAUUCUCUGGGCUGCCUAUGUCAAAGUGCCACUGCGCAGCUACAACAUCUUCCAUCGCUAGAUCUAUUAUCUAUACAUCACAAACUCCUCAUUCUUGUCUUGCAAUGAAUAAAUAAAUUAGGAUUGUAUGCGCUUGUUUCAUUUUUUUGUUGUAUUAUUCAACACCAACCUGUUUUUAUUGUUGUCAUAUACUAUCCUUUAUUAAUUUGUUUUUGUGCGACAGGUUUGAAAGUUCAAAUUUUUUCUACACAACUUUAUUA
Messenger RNA from Salvia splendens (bonfire salvia), 3046 nucleotides. RefSeq lists its product as uncharacterized. The record is from RefSeq and is a predicted model, not a curated record. NCBI's taxonomy places the organism in Eukaryota, Viridiplantae, Streptophyta, Magnoliopsida, Lamiales, Lamiaceae. Bases 553 to 2847 code for a protein of 764 amino acids. Gene Ontology annotation, cellular component: membrane. Gene Ontology annotation, molecular function: protein binding. The transcript is spliced from 10 exons.